This is a messenger RNA of Blastomyces dermatitidis ER-3, 417 nucleotides long. RefSeq lists its product as uncharacterized. The record is from RefSeq and is a predicted model, not a curated record. Lineage: Eukaryota; Fungi; Ascomycota; Eurotiomycetes; Onygenales; Ajellomycetaceae. Bases 1 to 417 code for a protein of 138 amino acids. The transcript has a single exon.
AUGACUGAAAGAACUAGAAACUCGCAUGCUUCAACCCCUGCGAACCCGACUGCAGGCACCCAGGAGCAGCCACCUGAAUCAUGGAUAAUCUCUGUGAAAGAAGUCUCAGAGGACUUAUCAAUCACUUAUGAGACAUCAUUCUCUGCAUCUGUGACAGAGAAACUCUUCAAACUCAUGAAUGAACCAAUCUCAGUGAAGAACAUCCUUGAGCAUCUCCUGCAGAAUCAAGCUAUUUUUCUACAAGAAAUGCUUACUGUCUGUAAACACUCUCAAACUGAGUCUCUAGACAUGAUCUCCAGAGACACCUGUGAAUCAAAAAGAAACUUCCUCAAGUCACAAUCACUUAAGAUCAUCUAUCAAAUCACAAUCUAUAAAAGCUUUUGCAAGUUUGCAUUUGAAAUUGACUCACAAGCCUGA